CACGGGGACUGAGGGGCAAACUUUUCUCUCGCGUGUGUCAUUUCACUAAAUCAAUGUGAGAUUGCAAACACGUCCUGUCAACGGUGUGUGUUCAGGCCAUGGCUGAGGGAGGUGUGUAUUAAACUGCCUAUGCCGCUUUAUCGGGGAGAGUGAUAGCAGGGCAGCUGCUGACUGCUACAAGUUUCUGGAGCUGGUGUGAACAGAAGGACUGUGUGCGUUUAUGAUGAAGCAUCUUUCAAUUUCCAAGUGGCUAGCCCAGCUGGGGCUGCCUGAAUACUUCAAGCUUUUUGAUGAAGAAUAUGAUGGAGUGGAGGAUUUGCUGCAUUUGACAGAAAGUGAUCUGAGGGAACUGGGAAUUCAGAACCAGACACACAGGACGCAUAUUGUAUCCAGCAUCUUCCUCCUUCAGGAGAGGGAGAGACGGAAAGAGCUGAAGAUGAUGGCCGCAGGAAAAUAUGCAAGCUUGCCUCGCAAGAUCCAAACUGGCCGUAAGUGUUCGCUCACACCGGCGAUGGAGACACUCAGUAUUGGAGGCCCUCUCACCAGUCAGCAUUCCAGCUCACUCCAAAGUAUUUCUAUUCAUGGCACACUGCCAAGAAAGAAAAACGGGAAGGUAUCUGUGAUACCUACUGGCAUGUACAGUCCCACAGAAAAUCAGCCUCAGUCUUUGCCAACCCGAUUACGCAAUGCGUCUUUGUCUUAUGAUGUCAUUGAGGAACAUCCGUUACAAGAGUUCACGGAAUUUCAUUCCAGGGACACGGACAUUAUGGACCUUGCCCUCGAAUAUGUCAAGUUCUCGAAGGAAAGGUACAUUAUGGAUUCAACACCUGAGAAACUGAGGAAGGAGCUGGAGGAAGAGCUCAAGUUAAACAGCGAAGACCUGCGAAGCCAUGCCUGGUACCACGGCCACAUUCCCAGGAAGGUGGCAGAGAGCCUGAUUCAGAGAGAUGGAGACUUCCUCAUCCGUGACUCCCUCUCCAGCCCUGGAAACCAGGUGUUGACCUGUCAGUGGAAAGACACCCCUCACCAUUUCAAAAUCACCAAGGUGAUGGUCAGGCUGAACGAAGGCUACACCCGCCUGCAGUACAAGUUUGAGCGGGAGAGCUUUGACAGCAUCCCUGCCCUGGUCAGGUGCUACGUGGGGAAUCGCAAGCCGGUCUUUGAGCAGAUCGGAGCCAUCAUUUUCCAGCCCAUAAAUCGGACCCUCCCGCUGAGAUGCAUGGAGGAAAAAUAUGGGAGGUCUGCUCCAGUCCGGCAGCAGUCCUGCGGUACGCCAGGUGAAAAAUUGGACGUGGGAAAGCGACUGAGCUUGAAUGUGUCAAAUGGACCCAAUCAGGAGCCGAUGUUGUCAGCAGGAAAUCUUUUGAGGAAUAAAGACAAGAGUGGGAGCCAGCCUGCGAGUCUCGACUAUGUACAGGAUAGACGACAGCCCUUGAAAUCCCAUCAAUCGGAAAGCUACCUUCCUUUGGGAAUGAAACUUCCGCAACAACCUCAGCUACAGCACCAGCCUCAGCAACAGCAGCACAAGGGAAUGGAAGGAAUGGCACGCAUCAAGUCCCCAGUGUUUAGAACAGGCAGCGAGCCCGCUCUCAGCCCAACGUUUGUCCGAAGUCCCACUUUGGAAUUGCAAGCUGGGGAAGCACUCAGAGGGUCUGACAGUCAACUCUACCCCAAACCGCCCCCAAAGCCCAGCAAGGUGCCUUCACUAAGAAUGCCACCCUCCCCUUCAUUAAUGAAUGAUCCUGACAGAGGCAAGUAUGGUGAGAUGAGCGCUGGCACCCCAGAAAGGGGCAAUUGCUACUGUGAACCAAAACAUGAUGCCUCAGUGGAGCAGGCAGGGACAGAUCAAUAUUUAUUCCAGUCUGACAGUUUUGUAGAAAGAUUAAAAACUGAGGAAGCACCAAAGAUCUCCUUUCAAAGAUCCAAAUCUGUCCUUAGCAUUUCAGACGAAAGCCCAUUUCAGUUCAUUAUGUCUCCUGGGGAAGAUGAGAAAGAGGCCAGUAACCCAGCCUUGUUUGGACCCUUCUUUGAAAGUGUCUCGUGCUUUAAGCCCAAUGACUUCAAAUCAAAAUUGCUUCCUGUUGACAACAAGCCGCUGGACACCUGGGUGAUCAGACGCGUCAAAGAGCUGUUGGCCAAUAAUGACCCCACAACUAUUGCCAAGUACAUCCUGAAAGUGGACUGCCAGGUUGCUAGGAUACUUAAUGUCUCUGAAGAAAUGAAGCAGCAGAUGGGAGUGAGCUCAGGUCUGGAGCUUAUUACACUUCCUCAUGGGCACCAAUUGCGUUCAGAUCUAACUGAAAGGCAUGAUACCCUGGCUAUUGGGAUUGCAGUGGAUGUCUUGGGUUGCACAGGAAGUGUUGAAGAGAGAGCUGCAGUGUUAAGUAAGAUCAUCCAACUGGCACUGGAACUGAAAUAUUCCAUGGGAGAUCUGUACGCUUUCUCUGCUGUCAUGAAAGCGUUAGACAUGCCUCAGAUCACACGGUUAGAAGAAACUUGGACUGUACUACGGCGUACCCACACUCAAAGUGCCAUUGUUUAUGAGAAGACUCUUAAACCAUGCAUCAAAGCUUUAAACGAGGGAAGAGAGGAGGUCCCCCUCAGUAAGACGACAAUUCCCCACCUCAUGCCUCUCAUUACACUGAUGGAGCGGGAGUUUGUUACCUUUGAAGCCACUGAGUUGUGGGAAAGCAUUGACCAGGGUUGUGAAAUAAUGUUCAAACAUCUGGAAAAUGCACGCUGCUUCACAUAUAAUGCUGCUGUGUACAAAACUAACACAAAACGGAUUCUUGCAGGUUUCGAGUCAGAUGAAGAACUGCUCGAGACAUUUCAGACCGAGUUUGCAAUGAGGCUGCUGUGGGGAAGCAAAGGAGCACAAGUUAACCAAAGCGAGCGAUAUGAAAAGUUCAUGAUGAUUUUGACAGCUCUGUCACGGAAACUGGAACCACCACCUUGGCAUCCAGACCACUAGAGAUCACUGGAAAUACAACCCAGAAGACAGUCUGUUUUCAAACACACUUCAUUAUAUAUUCAACCAUACUCAAGAAACAGUCCCAUGUCUACAUAUCCGUGUUUUAGCUACUCGCUGCCUAGCACUGGAUCUCAGUCGCUUCUGCUUGCACAAGUUUAAACAUUCCGGGUGAAUUCUUAAAUGUAAUUAACGGCAGCGUAGAGUUUGGAAACACUCAUGGAAUGUUGCUGUCUUCUGAUUAAUAAUCCUUUGAAUUAUGGUUGUGAUGGUUUAUUAUUGCGUGGUGUCAUUUAGCUUAGGUAUUAAGGACACUUGGAGGAGACUAUUUGGAGCGACCAUGUAGCUGUCCCAGGCAGUGGACCGGGUCCUGCCUGUGAUUGAAAGUUUCCAGCUUGCGUCGAGUAAAUGGUCAGGUGAUGUUUGUUUAAAUGUUGGUCAUUGUAAAUAUCAAAUAAGGCAAUCUCUUUUGCCUGAAGGUUUCAGCCAUUUAAUAUAUUUUCUUACUGUAAUAUCAGACAAGAAUGUGUAAAUAGAGUUCUGUAAAAACAAAGACAAUUACAUAUGAUAUUUUAUGCAGUACUGCAGAAUUACAGUGCAGAAAGUGUAUUAAUGUGAUCCAGUAAAAUCGCACCAUUUCUUUACAAGGA
Molecule: messenger RNA, 3618 nt
Organism: Carcharodon carcharias (great white shark)
Lineage: Eukaryota; Metazoa; Chordata; Chondrichthyes; Lamniformes; Lamnidae
Gene: bcar3
Product: BCAR3 adaptor protein, NSP family member
Exons: 14
Coding region: 221-2971 (916 amino acids)
Biological process (GO): small GTPase-mediated signal transduction; positive regulation of peptidyl-serine phosphorylation
Molecular function (GO): guanyl-nucleotide exchange factor activity; phosphotyrosine residue binding
Source: RefSeq, a predicted model, not a curated record